Molecule: messenger RNA, 2038 nt
Organism: Panicum virgatum (switchgrass)
Lineage: Eukaryota; Viridiplantae; Streptophyta; Magnoliopsida; Poales; Poaceae
Exons: 8
Coding region: 297-1910 (537 amino acids)
Cellular component (GO): plasmodesma; plasma membrane
Source: RefSeq, a predicted model, not a curated record
CUGUUUUGGAGGUGCGCCAGCAGGCAGGGGCCGUCCCCUCCGUCUCCGGCCCUCGCCAUUACCGCACUCCCACAUGGGAGCGAACGCCGAAACGGGCCGAGGGGACGGGAGGGAACGUACGAUGUGAAAAUUCCCCCACAGGCGCGAGAGAAAGGGAGCCACGCCGCGCUCCGGCCUGGAUCGACCAGCCGCCGGAUCCCUGUGGAAAUCCCCACCCGUAGCGCCGGAUCAUCGUGCCCAGCUUGAGCAGGAAGCCGGGGAGGCGUGACGGCCGGCCGGCAUUCCCAUUUCCUGGGAUGGCCCCGGCCUCCUCCCCCUCCUCGUUCGCCGGCGCCGCGUGCUUCGUCCUGCUCCUCGUCCUCGCCGGCGCCUCCGUUUCGCACGGCUCGUUUCUGGGCAGGCGCGUUUUGUCAGAUGAACAAGCCACGGGGAUAGUGGCUCUAUGGAGGAGAUCGCUUGCCGACGCUGCUCCUCCACCGAACAACUCCCUCGUCUUGGCCUCGCAAAGAACUCGCCGGAGCGACCCCUUCGCCAACCUCACCGCGUACACCGGCGGCUGGAACAUCAGCGACCAGCACUACUGGGGUUCCGUGGCGUACACCGCGGUUCCCCUCUUCGUCAUGGCCGUGGUGUGGUUCGUCGGCUUCGGCGCCGUGCUGCUCAUCAUCUCCUGCUGCUGCUGCUUCUGCGGGGGCAAGGACGGCGCCUACUCGCCGUGCUGCUACUUCACCUCCCUGGCGUUUCUCAUCAUCCUCACCAUAGCGACAAUCACCGGGUGUGUGAUCUUGCACUGCGGUAGCGAUCUCUUCCACCACAGCUCGAUCAAGACCGUCGACUACGUCGUCGGGCAGGGCGACCUGACGGCGGACAACCUGAGGAACUUCGCCGGCAGCUUGGCGGCGGCGAAGAACAUCACCAUCGACCAAAUCUUCCUCCCAGCUGACGUCCAGCGGAAGAUCGACAUCGUCGAGGAGAAGCUCAACUCCUCGGCGAACGAGUUCUCCACUCGCUUGCUGGAGAACUCCAUCAAGAUCAAGAAAGUGGUGAACCACAUGGAGCACGAAUUGAUGGCUGCUGCCGCUGUAAUGGGUGGCCUUGCGGUAUUCGGAUUCCUGUUCUCCAUACUGGGGUUGCGGUUCCUUGUCUCCAUAUUGGUGGUCUUGGCAUGGUUCAAUCUCACCGUCAUCCUCAUGACCUCCGGCGUUUUCCUUCUCUUGCACAACGUGGUGGGCGACACGUGCGUGGCGAUGGACGACUGGGUGACCCACCCGCAGGCGCACACGGCGCUGGACGACAUCCUCCCGUGCAUGGACGUGGCGACGGCGAACCUGUCGCUGUACCGGAGCCAGGAGGUGACGGCGCAGCUGGUGGCGCUGGUGAACAACGUCGUGGUCAACAUCUCCAACCGGGAGUUCCCGCCGGGGCUCCUGCCGCUCUACUUCAACCAGUCGGGGCCCCUGAUGCCGGUGCUGUGCAACCCCUUCAACCCGGACAUGAGCCCGCGCGCGUGCGCCCCCGGCGAGGUCGACUUCAAGAGCGCGGCGCGGGAGUGGAAGCGGUUCGAGUGCCGGACGGCGGGGCAGCCGGGGGCGGAGGUGUGCGCGACGCCGGGGCGCCUGACGCCGGCGGCGUACGGGCAGAUGACGGCGGCGACGAGCGUCAGCCAGGGGCUGUACGAGUACGGCCCGUUCCUGGUGCAGCUGCAGGACUGCUCCUUCGUGCGGGAGACGUUCCUGUCCAUCAGCGACAACAACUGCCCGGGCCUCGAGCGCUACAGCCGCCACGUCUACGUCGGCCUCAUCAUCAUCGCCGGCGCCGUCAUGCUCUCCGUCGUCUUCUGGAUGGUGCACACGCGGCAGCGCCGGCGGCGCGCCAUGCAGGUCCAAGCAGCUGCGACUGCGACGUCGUGACGGCGGCUGCCAUGCCAUGAUCGAGCGCUUCUUCGUACGUGAAGAAAGUCCCUCUGCUUUGACUCUGAUUGAGCUGUAUGCAAUUGGCAUUUGUGCGUAUGAAUGAAAGUGAAAGCGAAAGCGAAAGA